CGUUUGUUGUUGUGGGGAGGCAGCAGGCAGAAGCAGCGGCGGCGGACUACACAGUGACAGGGCGUUAUUUUUUUUACAUGCUUACAACACUAAACGAAGACGGUGACACUCGUGGAUCGCUAGGAACGUGUCUGAAAAACCCUGUCCGUCAUGGAGUCCUAUGACAUUUUAGCUAACCAGCCGGUGGUUAUUGAUAAUGGGUCGGGGGUCAUAAAGGCUGGUUUUGCUGGUGACCAGAUCCCCAAAUACUGCUUCCCUAACUAUGUGGGACGUCCCAAGCAUGUGCGCGUGAUGGCUGGAGCCUUGGAGGGAGAUCUGUUCAUCGGACCCAAGGCAGAGGAGCACAGGGGCUUGCUGUCGGUGCGCUACCCGAUGGAGCAUGGGAUAGUGAACGACUGGAACGACAUGGAGAGGAUCUGGCAGUACGUUUACUCCAAGGAGCAGCUGCAGACCUUCUCAGAGGAGCAUCCUGUGCUGCUGACUGAGGCUCCUCUUAACCCCAGUAAGAACAGAGAGAAGGCUGCAGAGAUCUUCUUUGAGACCUUCAACGUUCCUGCGCUCUUCAUCUCCAUGCAGGCCGUGUUGAGCUUAUAUGCCACCGGCCGCACCACUGGGGUGGUGCUGGACUCUGGUGAUGGUGUGACCCACGUGGUGCCCAUCUACGAGGGCUUCGCCAUCCCACACUCCAUCAUGCGUGUGGACAUCGCCGGCAGAGACGUCUCCCGAUACCUCCGUCUGCUGCUGCGCAAGGAAGGCUACAACUUCAACACAUCGGCUGAGUUCGAGGUGGUGCGCACCAUUAAAGAGAGAGCCUGCUACCUGUCCCUGAACCCUCAGAAGGAUGAGACUUUAGAAACGGAGAAGGCUCAGUAUGUCCUUCCUGAUGGAAGCACUUUAAAUAUCGGACCGGCCAGAUUCCGUGCCCCAGAGCUGCUGUUCAGACCCGACCUGAUCGGAGACGAGAGCUCAGGAAUCCACGAGGUCCUGGCCUACGCCAUCCAGAAGUCUGACAUGGACCUGCGGCGCACGCUCUUUUCCACCAUCGUACUAUGCGGCGGGUCAACACUGAUCAAAGGGUUUGGAGAGAGGCUACUAACUGAGGUCAAAAAACUUGCACCAAAAGACGUGAAGAUCAAGAUCUCCGCUCCCCAGGAACGGCUGUACUCCACAUGGAUCGGCGGCUCCAUCUUGGCGUCGUUGGACACCUUUAAGAAGAUGUGGGUGUCCAAGCGGGAAUAUGAAGAAGACAGAGCGCGUGCCAUCCACAGGAAGACCUUCUAGAUUUGGAUCGGCGCCACGCGAACGCCAGCCCCUUCCCAUCAGAACUGCCCUCAGAACCCCUCCCUGCCCACACUCCCCCUCUGCCCCCCAGUCACCCUGCAGCUGAACAUCCCCUGACAUCCUGCAGCAAUUUGUCCAUCGUCCUUUCUGAACCCCGCCCCAGAUCUGAACCACUGCGGGUCCCCAGAACCAAGGCUUUUGUGUAUGCUGGGGGCCCCAUGUUGACCCCAGGGUUGCUCCUGCUGUUGGGUGGCGGUGGCAGCACCCUCCACACUUACCAAACAGUCACACCCGGAGGGCCGUCAGGGACCCUCAAAGGACACCUCAGAGGGCGGAGGGGUCAACACUGUGGACUCCUGUUGCUGAGUUUCCAUUGAAGUAUUGGGGUGCUCUCUUGCCUCUGCAGCCCUGUGAGGUGUAAGAUUUCAAAUCUAAAUCAACCUAAAUAUUAUUUACUGUUGAAGUUUCCAUUCCAGACCGAAGGUUAGAUUGAUUUUUUCUUUUUGUCUGUUUAGACUUUUUCUCUCUGACAGUUAGCUUUUACACAGCAAACAUCUGAAAUACUGCAGCAGCGCUUUAUCAUUUUAUAUAUAUAUAUACAGUUGUAGUCAGUUAAAGAUCACCACUGUAUUAUAGAUCAGAACUGCAGUCCAAAUGAAUUGUUUCUGUCAUUAUGACAUGUUUCUGUUUAUGGAAAGGUUCUUCUUAUCCGAGCUGACGGAUUAAAAACUUGUGGGAAAUGCCUUGAUUUAUUUAUUGCUUGUUGGUUUUUUUUUAUAACCCGAUUGAAAAGGUGUUUUCAGCCUGAGUGUCACAUUCAGGGCUGUUCUGUUUUCUGCUGAUUUUUGUGGCUAGAUAAGCACAAAGUUUAUUCCGACGUCAUCAUAUUCAGUCAGGUAAUUAUUUGGGAAAGAUCUAAAGCUGGAUAUCAGUGCUUUUGUGAACUUGUGCAUGCACCUAUACUUCUAAAAUCAACCCCAGGACUUAGUCAAGAUGGAGUCAUUAGCUGGAAGCAUUGAUGUUUCAUGUAAAUGUUGGAUUUAACCUUCCAUCCAUCUCAUGUGACAAUAAGAAAAUGUUUGGAUUUUGAAUUUGCUAAUCAAGCUGCAGAAGCCCCAACGAUUGGCUGAUAUUCCCCUCCUCCAGCCCUCAGUAUGUCCGUGUAAAACCACAGCUCCUACCAUUUUCCUGAACCUACAUGGCAGUGAAGGGGUCGUCCACCAUCAUGUCCGCCUUACUCCGGUGUGUCUGUGCCGGAGCGUCCACGUCGUCUGCUUUUGGGUGUUUUUAAAAACAAAUCAAAAGGUGGGAAUUUAAAGAGGUUGUAAUGUCAUCAGCCUUGUGUACAGUGGAGUACUUUUUCAAAAACCACCAACCAUCUGGUUACAGACUAAACAUGUACAAUAUUGUUUACUUUUACUUUUCGUAAAUUCAGUAUAAUAAAUAAGUUAAUGGCA
Xiphophorus maculatus (southern platyfish) is the source of this 2738-nucleotide messenger RNA. RefSeq names its product beta-centractin (gene actr1b). The transcript is spliced from 11 exons. Bases 151 to 1281 code for a protein of 376 amino acids. The record is from RefSeq and is a predicted model, not a curated record. Lineage: Eukaryota; Metazoa; Chordata; Actinopteri; Cyprinodontiformes; Poeciliidae.